AUGCGUUUCAACGUCUUGGUUGCUCUGUUUGUGGCCACGUUUGUCGCAAGCGGCGGUAGCUUCAUAACCGCAGAAACGGACGCUUUGGAAGACAAUAUCUACAACAGCAACGAAGUGGCUCGCCGUCUUCGUGGAGAUAAUGAAGUCCAAGAGGAGAGAAAUGGUUUAACGGAAGCGGUUAAGAAGGAUCUGCCUGGUCUUGAAAAUGUUUUGAAGUCUGAAACAACUUACUUUGGUCAACAGACCCCCGAAGUGCUUGAGCAUUUUGCACAACUUGAUAAAGCUCAAUUGGUUCAUAAUUUCCAUACAGAGUUCGGUCCCAAAGGCGUGGAUAGACUGGCUAAGAAAGGAGUAACCGUGGAAGGUGUAUUGGAAAGAGACCCUGCAAUGAUAAAGAAAUUGAUGGAUUUGGCUAUCAAGGGCGCCAAAGGAAAAACGCAUUGGUUUUUGAAGACAUUGAAGUAUAUGUUCAUGGCGUUUGGUGUGGUUGGUGUCCUGUUUGUCUUAGUUCGCUGGUCCUUGAAAGCACCUCCAAAUACGACCCGAGAUUCCACGGCAAAGAGCGGAAAGACGACUACGGCCAGUACUUAA
This is a messenger RNA of Peronospora farinosa, 591 nucleotides long. Lineage: Eukaryota; Oomycota; Peronosporomycetes; Peronosporales; Peronosporaceae. The record is from the annotation of a GenBank genome assembly.